This is a messenger RNA of Gastrolobium bilobum, 3291 nucleotides long. RefSeq names its product protein unc-13 homolog. The transcript has 5 exons. Lineage: Eukaryota; Viridiplantae; Streptophyta; Magnoliopsida; Fabales; Fabaceae. The coding region runs from base 1 to 3291 and encodes 1096 amino acids. The record is from RefSeq and is a predicted model, not a curated record.
AUGUCACCGCCGCCAACAACUCACCAUUCCCGCCGUGAAUCUUACCCCGGUCCCUUCCCUUCUCCCCUUUCACCAUCAUCCUCAACAACCCCACCUCAACCCCUCUUCCACACGCGCCGCGAGUCCUGUCCAAGUCCCUUCCCUUUCGCCACGUCAUCGCCGCCGGAGACUAACCGCCACAACAACAACCUCUCUCAACUUACACGCUAUGAAUCCGAUCCUGGUCUCCUUCCUUCCACGUCAUCAUCGUUCUAUAUCAAACACCAUCAUCAUCAAUAUCAUCAUGUCUAUAACAACCAUAACAAACUCCUCUACAACAAGGAUAACGACCUCGUUUGGCCGUUCCCCGAGCUCAACGGUCUUGAUCACAACGACAUAAGGGAAACCGCCUACGAGGUCUUCUUCACGGCGUGCCGGUCUGAGCCGGGAUUCGGUGGCCGGAGCGCGCUCACGUUUUAUUCUAAAAAUGAGAAUGCCGGCUCCGGCAACGGUGGAACGAGUCCCGGCCAUGGACAAGUGUUGAAGACAAGUAGGGUGAAGCGAGCCCUUGGGUUGAAGAUGUUGGGAAGCUCAUUCUCCAGGAGAAUGAUGUCCUCCGGAGGAGGUGGUGGAUGGCUGUCACCGCCGUAUUCGCCGGUGGUUGACGGUAGCCCUCGGUCUCGUGCCGUGCCCCCGCGGCGAUCAAUGACUAUGGCAGAUGUCAUGAGAGUGCAGAUGAGGGUGUCGGAGCAUAGUGAAAACCGGCUAAGGAAAACCCUCAUGAGGACCCUUGUUGGCCAACUUGGCCGGCAAGCAGAAACUAUCAUCCUCCCCUUGGAACUCCUUCGACACCUAAAGCCUUCAGAAUUCAAUAAUUUCCUUGAGUACCAUUUGUGGCAAAAGAGACAGCUUAAGAUUCUUGAAGUUGGGCUUCUAUUGCAUCCUUCAAUACCUGUAGAAAAGACCAACACAUUUGCCAUGAACCUCAGGGACAUUAUACGUAGUGGGGAAGAAAAACCUUUAGACACUGGCAAAAACUCAGAUACCAUGAGAACCUUUAGCAAUUCUGUGGUUUCUUUAUCAAUGAGAAGUCCUAAUGGUAUUCCCACUAACAUUUGCCACUGGGCUAAUGGAUUCCCUGUCAACAUUCACCUCUAUAUUUCUCUUCUUCAAUCCAUUUUUGAUCCAAGGGAUGAGACAUUAGUCCUUGAUGAAGUUGAUGAGCAACUUGAGCUAAUGAAGAAAACAUGGUCAACACUGGGGAUCAAUAGGCCAAUUCAUAAUGUGUGCUUCACAUGGGUGUUGUUUCAACAAUAUGUAGAAACUGGGCAGAUUGAAUCUGAUCUUCUUUGUGCCUCACAUGCUAUGUUGAAUGAGGUGGCAAAAGAUUCUAAGAAAGAAAAGGAGUCUUUGUAUGUUAAGAUAGUAAUAUCUGUACUCAGUUCAUUGCAGGGAUGGAUAGAUAAGAGAUUGCUUAACUACCAUGAGUAUUUCCAAGGAGGGGAUGUUGCACAAAUUGAAAACCUUCUUCCUGUGGUGUUGUCAGCAUCCAUGAUUUUAGAAGAUGUUACAAUCUCUGAUAGAGAAGGGCAAGAGAAAGGAGAUAAAACUAUAGUGCAUUCCUCUGAGGAUCGGGUUGAUGAUUAUAUCCAUUCUUCCCUGAAAAAUGCAUUUGAAAAGAUAAUGGAAGCAGCGAAUGCGAAAUCUGUGGAAUCUGAGACAAAGAAAGAAAUAAGUGAAGUUAUGCUUCAAUUAGCUCAGGAGACUGAAAAUUUGGCAAUGAAGGAAAGAGAAAAUUAUAGUCCAGUGUUAAAGAAAUGGUAUACAAUAGCAGCUGGAGUUGCAGCAUUGACCCUGAACAAUUGCUAUGGACAUGUGCUAAAGCAAUAUUUAAGUGAAAUGACAACCUCAAUGACAGUUGAGACAAUUUUAGUACUGCAGAGGGCUAGAAAGCUAGAAGAUAUUUUGGUUCAAAUGGUAGUUGAAGUCUCUGCUGAUUGUGAGGAUGGUGGCAAAACAGUAGUAAGAGAGAUGGUUCCUUUUGAAGUUGAUUCAACCAUAAUGAACCUUAUAAGAAAAUGGAUAGAUGAAUCACUGAACAAAGUGAAAGAGUGUUUACAGAAAGCAAAAGAAACUGAAACAUGGAAUCCCAAGUCUAAAUCAGAUCCGUUUGCAAAAUCAGUGGCUGAGCUGAUGAAUUUGGCCAAGACAAUUGUGCAAGAAUUCUUUCAAAUUCCAAUAGCAAUAACAGAAGAUUUAGUUCAAGAACUUGCUGAUGAAUUACAAAAAAUCUUGAGAGAGUACACCAUGUUUGUAGCAGCAUGUGGUUUGAAAGAGAACUACAUUCCCUCUCUUCCCCCAUUGACCAGGUGCAAUAGGAAUUCAAAGUUCCACAAGCUGUGGAAGAUAGCUACUCCUUGCAGUGUUAGUUGUGAUUGUCAAAAUCCAAACAUAUAUGGAAUAUAUGAAGCUAAUCAUCCUCAUUCAUGCACUAGCCGAGGAACACAACGCCUCUACAUUCGUUUCAACACCUUACAUUAUCUCCUUUCUCAAAUCCCAUCUCUUGACAAAUCACUCUCCUUAACCCCAAGAUCAGUACUUCCUUCAAAAAUUGGUUUCACAAACAGCUACAAGAUUCAGGGUAACAAUAGCUCUUCAUACUUUGAAACAGUCAACACCUCAAUCCUAGCAGCAUGCCAGCAUGUCUCGGAAGUUGCUUCAUACCGUCUCAUAUUCCUUGACUCAAACUCUUACUUCUACGAUACCCUUUAUGUUGGUGAUGUAGCCAAUGCAAGGAUCAACAAUGGAUUGACAAUCCUCAAGCAUAAUAUCAAACUAAUGAGAGCAAUUCUUACAGAAAAAGCUCAAGCAUUGGCAGUGAAGGAAGUCAUGAAAGCCUGCUUUGAUGCAUUCCUGAUGGUUUUGCUUGCUGGUGGAACAACCCGGAUGUUCAAUGAGUCUGAUCACCAGAGUAUCAAAGAAGAUUUUGACAGCUUGAAGAAGAUAUUCUACAAUUGUGGAGAAGAAUUGAUAGCAGAAAAUGUGGUGGAGAAAGAGGCUGAGGUAGUGGAAGGAGUCAUAGCAUUGAUGGGUAUGAGUACUGAACAAUUGAUGGAAAACUUUAGUCAUUUAUCCAGUGUGACAAGUGGGGUAGGAGUCAUUGGUAAUGGGCAGAAGUUGCCAAUGCCUCCAACUACUAGAAAAUGGAAUAGAGGAGACCCCAACACAAUAUUGAGGGUGUUGUGCUAUAGAAAUGACAGAGUUGCAAAUCAUUUCUUAAAAAGGGCAUUUCAAAUAGCAAAGAGGAGAUGA